AUGACACCAGAUGGUAUGAACUUAGAGGAUCUUCAACGAGGAACCAAGAGAGUGAGGAAGAUAAUUUUUAAAAUGAAGAGAGAAAUUUCAAAUGGUAUGUCUAACAAUGAGAAUAUGUCACUCCUCAUGCUUCCUACUGAAAGGCAUUAUCCAGCAAAGGCUGCGUAUAGGGGAGGGAGCAUUAUGAGUACAAUAAUAACGAAGUUCACAACAUUUGACUUGUUGGAACGAGCGAAACAGUCACCAUUCAAGCAAUUCUUCUUAGCUCCGCCUCUACAAUAUUCUGGAGUUAUUAUUCACCAGCUACCGCUUAGGAGAGUUGUUGGUAGAGGAAAGAACGAAUACUGCUUGAAUUUUAAUAUUUGUGGUCAGAAUACAAGGUUUGGAAUUAGUGAAUUUGGUUUGAUCACUGGAUUGAAUUGUGGAAUUUCUCCGGAUCAGGCAAAGUAUAAAGAAAUGACCAAGAGUAAAAGACUUCUCCAGACAUACUUGAACAAUAAAGAAUGUUUGUCUUCUGAAGAGUUGGAAGAUGGAUUCAAAAGGUGCGAUGUGAAAGAAGACGUAUGGAAAUUAAGUCUAUGUUUUUUGGUAGACUCUCUUUUAUUACCUAGUGAACCAAAGAAGAAAUGCUUUAUUGAUGUCCUUUCCAUGGUGGAAAAUGAAGAUGACUUCUUCAACUAUCCUUGGGGGAGAUUAUCGUACGAGAAGACAUUAUUCGGCUUGACAAAAGAUAUGGAAAGGCUAAGGAAUAAAUACUUGAAGAAUGUUGAGCAAAAGAGAAAAAGACCAGCACCUCAGUACACAAUUUAUGGUUAUGCCAUUGCUCUGCAAUAUUGGGCCUAUGAAAUUUUCACAAAGUUCUCUGCAUUUGCUGAUCAACAACCCCUUGCCUUUCCAAGAAUGCUUAGCUGGUCAGCGCAUAAAAUGCUGAAAGAGAAAGAUAUUGAAGGUGUAUUUAAGAAAAAAAGUAAUCUUGUGAAGGCCACGCUCAAUCCAAGACCCGAAGAGAAAGAAUUUCAUGACUCUAUUAUUCAAGGACCAGAUGAACUACUCAUGGGAUGUGUUAUUAGCUUUGUAGACAAUGAUGUGGAAUUGGAGUUUGAAAGGGAAGAACGUGAGGAAUCUCCCACAAAGCCCGAUGUAGCAGAUGGGCAUCGUCACGAGCAAGACCAGAAAGAGAUACCAACUCCAAUUAACACCCACCACGAAAAGUUGUUAGCUGAUAUUGACACUUUGAAAAGUAACCAACAAAGAAUGGAGGAGAAGUUGGAUUAUCUAAUUGAAUUAGUGCUCUCGCAACGUAAAGGUAGUGAUUCUGAGGAUUCAUUAUCAGAUGAGCAUCUUGCUUCACCACACCAUACAUUUAUUAUGGAGCACGUUGUUGGAGAAGAUAGCCCUAGCUGUAAGGUGGUAUCUCAUGAAGAUAUGGCUGGGGUGGAAUUCAAGAGAAGGAGGGUUCCAACGAAAAGAAUUUUUGGUUCCGAGUUUACUGAUCCAACUAGGAAGAAAAAGAAAGCAAAGACAAUUGUAACUGAUCCUUCAAAAUGGUUUAUUCAGCUACUUACACCACGUACAUGGCUGGACGGACUGCACAUUUAUGCAGCUUUAGGGUUAAUGAAAGAACGAGUGUACACUUACAAGAAGACUUACUCCGAAAGAUUCACCAUCGUGGAUUCUAUGUUCCAACAGUUCUUCGAACCACAUUGGGAACAAUUCAACAAGAGGAAAAUCAAAUCAAGCUACAUUUGGCCAAAAGAAGUGCUUGAUUACUUGGUAGGUGAUGAUAACAAUUUCAAAAGGAGUUGGAAAGACAUUGACGAUGUGUUUACCCCGAUUAAUUUUUUUGGGACACAUUGGGUGUUGUUAGAGAUAUCAUUGACAAGCUAUCUUAUAAAAGCUUAUGACGCUGAUAUCACUGUGGUCUCCAACAAGGAGUUUGAGAAUAAAAUGAGCAGAUGGGGAAAAAUGCUACCAUUUCUAAUUCAAUCCAGUGGGUUGUUAAGUCAUAGGAAAGAUGUCCAACUACAAGCAGAGAAAGUGCGUUUUGAGAUCACAAGACUUGGCACAGAAAAAGUGCCACAGACCAAAACUAGUGGAAUGGAUAAAUCUUUGUCACUUUUAUCUUAUUAA
Humulus lupulus (European hop) is the source of this 2130-nucleotide messenger RNA. RefSeq lists its product as uncharacterized. The transcript is spliced from 7 exons. Gene Ontology annotation, molecular function: cysteine-type peptidase activity. Bases 1 to 2130 code for a protein of 709 amino acids. NCBI's taxonomy places the organism in Eukaryota, Viridiplantae, Streptophyta, Magnoliopsida, Rosales, Cannabaceae. Gene Ontology annotation, biological process: proteolysis. The record is from RefSeq and is a predicted model, not a curated record.